CGAACCAAAGUGAACGCAAAAAUACUUUCUAUUAUACUAACAUAGACAAAGCAUUGUAAGGCAAGUCACCUGCACACAUACAUGCACCACAUUUGUAUACAUUGUUUCAGUGAAGGAAAUCAACAACAUUUUUUUUGACGACUUUUUGUGAUUGCACAAUAAAAGAGAACGUUAUUUUAUAUAAGAAAAAGUACAAAGCUCAAGGAUGAUUCAAGAAUACGAAGAUGACUAUUUUCUUGAAGAAGAUAAAAUGGGGAUGACAGUGUCAUCCGGAUCAGUUAUAAUAAAAAAGGAUCAAAGUAAUUUGAUUGGCAUUAGCAUUGGUGGUGGUGCUCCAUACUGUCCAUGUCUGUACAUAGUUCAGGUAUUUGAUGGUACGCCGGCAUCGAAUGAAGGAACAUUACAAAGUGGCGAUGAAUUGCUUGGCGUUAACGGUCAAUCGGUGAAAGGAAAAACAAAAGUAGCCGUUGCAAAAAUGAUUCAAACGGCCACAAAUGAGGUGACCAUCCAUUAUAAUAAAUUGCAUGCUGAUCCAGCUCAGGGUGAGUCAUUGGAUAUUGCCCUUAAAAAGCUGAAACAUCGUUUCGUUGAGGGAAUGUCAAGUAAUAUGGCCGAUUCGCUUGGGUUGUCUCGCGCCAUACUAUGCAACGAUUCACUGGUGAAACGGCUUCAGGAGCUGCAAGCCACUGAAUCAAUGUACCGUGGCUUGGUUGAACAUUGCAAACGAAUGCUGAAGGCACAUUUUGAUGUUAUUCAGUGUUUUUCACUGUUUGGUCGAAACUUUGCGGAAAUUCGUGAACCACAACAAACAGCAUCCGAAACAUUUCGAAUAUUUAGUGAAAUGCAUCGAAAUAUGGAGAAAGAUGGUUUGAAAAUGUUGAAAGCUGUUAAACCGGUGCUAAGCGAUCUUGGUACUUAUUUAACCAAAGCCAUACCCGACACAAAAUUGACAAUUCGUCGAUAUGCAGAUGCAAAAUUUAGUUAUCUAUCAUAUUGUCUGAAAGUAAAAGAAUUGGACGAUGAAGAGCACACGUACGCAGCAUUACAAGAUCCAUUAUAUCGCGUUGAAACGGGCAACUAUGAAUAUCGCUUGAUUCUACGAUGUCGACAAGAAGCCCGAGCCAAAUUUGCAUCGUUACGCAAUGAUGUGUUGGAGAAAUUGGAAUUGCUUGAAAGCAAACAUGCACAAGAUUUAGUAAAUCAUCUUCGAAAGUUAAUUGAAGGCUUAGCCAAUUAUAGUCGAGAUAUAUUGGAAAAAAUGCAGGCAAAUCCAAAUCUAUUUCCAAUUGAAGUUGAUCUCAAACCAAGCGCAUUCCAAUACAAAACAAAUCAGACGGUUAAAUUUGAAGAGGAAGAUGAAGCCCAAGGCGAAGAAGAAAUUCCGAUUGAAAUGGGUGUGGAAGCGUUUACCACCAAAGAUGAUAACAUUAAUAAAUCCACGAAUAUAACAUCGAAUCUAAUAUCGGGAUUUGAGGAAAUCAAUCUGGAGUCGGAGUCACAAAGUAGCCAAGAUAAAUGUUCCACCACCGAUCUUUUGAUCGAGCUUGGAAUUGCGGAUAUUGAUUUAUCGUUGCCAACUUCUUCAACGAUCAAAUCUCAGCCACAAAAUCAACAAAAUAUUUCGAUAGAAAAUAGUCUUGACUGGUUGGCGGACGAUUCAAAUGCCUUUUCUGCAGAUGCCAUCGAUGACAUUUUCAAAUUCAAUGCAAACGAAAUACAAAAUCAAGUAGUUAGCAACAAUAAUUUACUAAAUUAAUUUUUAGUUGUUAUAAAUUAGGGCAAUGUCAACCAACCAUUUCUAGUCACAAAAAUUUGCUACACUGCAAACCAUUAUUAUUAUAUUUUUUAUUUAUUAUACAAUAAAAUGACGUGUUUUUUCAGUGUGAAUAUAGAAA
This is a messenger RNA of Contarinia nasturtii (swede midge), 1895 nucleotides long. It is a transcript of the gene PICK1, whose product is annotated as PRKCA-binding protein. The coding region runs from base 206 to 1756 and encodes 516 amino acids. Lineage: Eukaryota; Metazoa; Arthropoda; Insecta; Diptera; Cecidomyiidae. The record is from RefSeq and is a predicted model, not a curated record. Gene Ontology annotation, cellular component: postsynaptic density; synaptic vesicle; postsynaptic early endosome. Gene Ontology annotation, biological process: regulation of Arp2/3 complex-mediated actin nucleation; positive regulation of receptor internalization; intracellular protein transport. Gene Ontology annotation, molecular function: protein kinase C binding; protein domain specific binding; phospholipid binding. The transcript is spliced from 5 exons.